Molecule: messenger RNA, 996 nt
Organism: Penicillium longicatenatum
Lineage: Eukaryota; Fungi; Ascomycota; Eurotiomycetes; Eurotiales; Aspergillaceae
Exons: 2
Coding region: 1-996 (331 amino acids)
Source: RefSeq, a predicted model, not a curated record
AUGCGCCAUACCCACCCCAUCCUCAUACUCAUCUCCCUCUUCACUCUGUACACACUCUCCCUCGCAGACCUAGAUGAAUCAGGAACCCAAUUCAUCUCCUAUAACGGAAGUAUCUCCGGUACCUUCAAACACUCCGAGCAAUUUCCAGACUGCCCAACCCCAACCUACUACUUCAGCUCCCUCGAAAAUGCACUCGUCAAAGUCGGCGCCAACCCACCUUGGGAUACAAAUCCCUUCUACUUCAAUAUACAGCACAAUGGGCAACAAGUUUCUACAUAUGAUUCAGACGAGUACUGCUUCAGUCUGGGCGGAUGCACCUACGACUCCAUCUACAAUUUAUUCCUGGAGACGGCGUGGUAUCGCUGUCUUGCUGAUGAUGGUUCUUCAUGUGAAUUUAUAGAAUGGGAUUAUUAUUUUGAGCCUGUUGAGAUUCUGGAUUUGAAUCUUGCUACUACGGCCUCGAUUGGUGAUGGUAAUGAGGAGAAGGGGUAUAGUACUAUCGGGGACCAGUCGAGUUUUGUGAAGAAUAAUCUUGUUUCUGAUUAUUCGAUGGAUUUUCAACGGCCGCAUAACUAUACCGAGAGGGAUGAGUGCGUUGAGACUCUUACUUUUGAAUGGAAUACCACUACGCCCUUCACAUACGCGCUGAAUUUCACGAAUACCAGUGCUCAAGCGUUAUUUUCGUUAACUGCCCCCUCUGGUACGGUGGAAUUCUUUUUCUCUGGCCUUCGGGUUGAUGGUGGUCAGAGCUCGACUUCGCAGACGCCUGAGGUUGAUCCUUAUAAUAACGGAAAUUAUACUCCUAUUUCGUUAAAUGCGAGCGGGGAAUACCCAAGCUUUACUUUUGUUAAUGGGUCUGGGAUUGGUUGGAAGAAUCAUUCGGAUGGAUGGGAUGCUACUGCGUCUUCUGCUGUUCUUCGGGUUGAGAUUGAGAAUAUUUGGAAGCAGUUGAUGGCAAUUUCGGGGAUGAUGCUACUUGGCAUGACUCUUAACUAG